AAAUCAUCACUUUCUCUCUUCCAACUUAUCCGGCAGGUGUUGGGGAGUGUGGCGGCGGUACGGUUGUUAUCACGGCAUUUUCAGGAGCUUAAGGGGACGGUCACUGAGCCUUUUUGGGAUGAGAUUUACCACAUGAGGCAGACAUAUGUCAACAUAUGGGAUUUUCGUUGCAGAUCUUCUGCUUUGGGUCACGCCCCUAGUCAAAUUAAGCUCCACGAGCCCACGCAUGUGGUGGGCUAGGAGCAAUGAUCGUGAGAACAUGACACCAUGUCUGGGAGGAUUCAUGCGAGCUGUCAUCUCCCAUUUCCCCAUGCACCCACCCUGUCAGCUCUCUGUCGUCUCUUGUCAACCCUCAGCGCCCAAGGAUCUCACUCCUCCGAAGGAACCGGCCGGUCUGCCGCUGCCCUGCCCGUGGCCUGCAUGCUCCAUUGGUGAUUGCACUUGCAUUGAUUCUGAGACUGGAGACUGGGCGUAUGGGAAGCUUUGUAACCCCAUCACAUCAGACGAUAACCUCACGCCAGCCCUAUCAGAAUCGAAUCAUGCUCACGUCUGGAAAACUCCGCAGUAUCCAUUCCUUAUGGAUUGACCGACGGCCGUGCCAUGUUGGAUGCUGAUCGGUGAACAGUGACGGUUCCCACUUCUAUAGCCUGCGCCGUACGGAUGCAAAUUG
Molecule: messenger RNA, 670 nt
Organism: Colletotrichum godetiae
Lineage: Eukaryota; Fungi; Ascomycota; Sordariomycetes; Glomerellales; Glomerellaceae
Exons: 2
Coding region: 146-586 (146 amino acids)
Source: RefSeq, a predicted model, not a curated record